GCGUGCAAGUUUUGGGCUUUCAUCCGGAAGUUCAGUCCAAAGGCAGACAUACUACUCCUCAUGCGCUCUGACUUGAGCUCGGUGUCUCAGAUAGCAACAUCGCUUUCCUAGAUGAGCUGUGUUCCGAAAAACAAGGACAAAAUCAUUGAUCUUGCGACAGCUUACUACCCUUGGUGCAAGCCUAUCAAAAUUUGUAUUUAAAGGAUGAGCACAAGUGCCAUCGGAUGAGAUUGUUCACUCCACGCUCACCUUUUCCAACAUCAACUUGCAUCUCCACCACAUACCCUCGCUUUAGGCUCAACACUCGCUUUCCGCGCCUAAUUUAUCUAUUUAUCUUUCAUACGACCCCAACUGCGUCCAGCAUGCAAUCCAGCUUAAUUGUCAGCGUUCUUAUUGUUUGCAGUGGUGUAAUUGCCGUACCCACUUCUCGUGGGAGCGACUAUGCCGUUACUGAGCCACAUGGAGAUUCUGAGUCAUACGCGCCAACCAACUCAUACUCCCCGCCACCCAAGUCGUACUCUCCAUCAGUAGAGCACUCAUCUUACACUCAGAAGCCUUCAUACACUAACACGGCCGUCCCUCAAUAUUCCUCCGGACCCGGCCAAUCCCCUCGGGUCCAUGCCCCUGGGCCUGUCCGUUUCCCAUCCGGCUCAGUCGGUGCAUACCCCCAAUACGGAGGCUUUGGAAACGGUGGUGGCAUGCUUCCCGGCUUCGGCCUCGGAGGUCUUGGACUCGGAGCCAAUGCGCAAGUUGCAGGAGGCGUCGGAGGCCUCGUCGAGGGUGGAACCGGCUUUGGUACGGGUAUAGGCGCCAAUGCGUUGGUAAAUGUCGGUACGGGUCUUAACGCAGGUGCGCGAGUCGGAGCUGGUGUUGGCGGCCCUUUGGUCGGAGUUGGGGCAAACGUCAAUGCGGCGGUCGGGGCUGGGGUUGGCGGUCCUCUCGUCGGAGCUGGUGCUAACGUUCACGCGGCCGCCGGGGUUGCAGGUCCGACCUCCAUUGCUGCCCAGGCCACCGUUGGAGCAGCUGUUUCGGCUGCCCCUGUAGGAGUAGGUGCUGCUGCUCGUGUUGGAGCUGGAGUCGCCGUAUAAACUCCGAUUUGAUAUUCCCUUUGCUACUCGCACAAGCAAUAAAUCCGUUCAUUGUUGCAUUUUUUGCAUUUUGCCACGUCCAAAGAGUCUACAUACAAAUGCGCCGUACGGCCGUGUAUCGGACACAUCUUCUUUUUGUCACAUUUAACGUCCUCGUGACACCCAUCUUGUACCGCUUUUUUUAACUUGCCUGAUGGUAAGGGCCGGAGCCAUCUUGAGAAACAGCAUCGAUUCAUUGAGCCGCCGUAUAGAAUCCACCACAGUGCUAAAAGGUUUGCUACUCACACUCCUAAGCAAUACAUCCG
Puccinia graminis f. sp. tritici CRL 75-36-700-3 is the source of this 1393-nucleotide messenger RNA. RefSeq lists its product as uncharacterized. The record is from RefSeq and is a predicted model, not a curated record. NCBI's taxonomy places the organism in Eukaryota, Fungi, Basidiomycota, Pucciniomycetes, Pucciniales, Pucciniaceae. Bases 225 to 1088 code for a protein of 287 amino acids. The transcript has 3 exons.